Molecule: messenger RNA, 837 nt
Organism: Fibroporia radiculosa
Lineage: Eukaryota; Fungi; Basidiomycota; Agaricomycetes; Polyporales; Fibroporiaceae
Exons: 5
Coding region: 1-837 (278 amino acids)
Cellular component (GO): cytoplasm
Molecular function (GO): aldehyde-lyase activity
Source: RefSeq, a predicted model, not a curated record
AUGGCCUCUAGAUCCCUGAUCAACGCUUUACGUGCGUCCAAACCAGCGUUCGGUGCAUGGGUAAUGCUUCCUGGCGCCCUAAACGCGCGGAUGGUGGCCUCUUCCUCGCCGCAUCUCUCCUGGAUCACAAUUGACUGUGAGCAUGGCCUAACGUCCCUCCAGCCCGGCGUCCACGAGUCCAUCCAGGCCGUGGCGAGCCUCGGCGCGUCCGCACCCACAACCAUCGUGCGCAUCCCUGCCACAGGCGCGUCUGCGGACGGCAGCGCGAGUUGGCAGAUCAAGUACGCGCUCGACGCUGGUGCUCGGGGAGUCGUGGUUCCCAUGGUCUCGACGGCCGCUCAGGCUACGUCCAUCGUUAGCGCGGCGCGUUUCCCUCCCAAGGGCAUUCGAGGCUUUGGCAGCCCCUUCACAGAAUCCAUCUGGGGCGUGUCCUCAGACGAAUAUCUUGCCACCGCCAACGACGGAGUACUGGUGAUCGUACAAAUUGAAACUCGUGAGGCCAUGCAGAACCUCGAUGAUAUUCUGGCCGUCGACGGCGUGGAUGGUGUCUUCAUUGGGCCAUACGACUUGUCGCUCGCCCACGGCUAUCCCCCUCCAUCUCCGGACCCCCACCCUGAGGUAGAGAAAAUGAUACACGAGAUUCUGCGCAAGGCGCAUGCGCAUAGCAAGAAAUGUGCCAUGUUCUGCACCACGGGCGCCCAAGCAGCGAAAAGGGCUGAAGAAGGCUUUGACAUGGUAAACGUCAUGACAGACAAAAGUGCGCUCACCAAUGCGCUCGCGUACAAUUUAGCCAUCGCUUCCGGGGACACUCCGGGAUCACAAGGCAUGGGCUAUUGA